CCAACCUGCUAGCUGGAUGACGAGUCGCCGCAUUUUAAGACUGUGACUGAAGUGUGGACAUGGAUCUAAUGUAAGCCAGUGAAGAUAUUCGACCAAACGAGUGUCGAGAGACACCGUCGAGCUGCGUCUGUGGUUGUCUCCGCUGCCUUCACACAGUUAGCUUCAGUGCUAGGAAUGGCUAUAUCACAUUAGCUGUUAGGUAAAUGUAAGCUAGCAAUAACGUUUCAGUAGCUAACGCCGAUAGCAUCGCCUGUUUAAUGUUUGUUUUCUCACAGCUACAAGUUGACUAUGUAUGUAACUCACACGUACUGUUCAAACUGGCUCUGUAUUUAAUUACUCUGUGUAUAUAACUACCAGACAACAAGACAAAGCCGGUUUCCUUGACACCGUAGCUUCUGUUAAACUCGCCGAAAACGUAGCUCAGGUUGACCGUAAGAGACAUUCAACCACAAGGAGAUAAAAGCAACUUGCUGCGACACACUGCUGGGGAUGGCGUAGCUGCUUAGCAUGGCAGCAUCUCAUGGCAGUUCAUAGGUGCCACAGCAGGGGAGCGUACAGUGGUAGUCACAUCGUCCCUCAGCUGCCUCUUGAGGCCAACCACAGGAGAAAACAGCGGUGUCAAUCAGUCGGUGACGGUGAAACAUCACCACUGACACAAAGGACAAUGGAGUCUGUGAGGAGUGCUUUCCACGCUCAGCUGGCCACCGUCAUGGACUCGCUGCUGGCAGCCGCCGUGUGCGAGAUCGCCAAGAUCUUCGAGGGCAGCCUGUGUGAACAGCAGGCGGAGCUAGUGCAGAAAACAGAGGAGAUCUCCAUCCUCCGUGGCAAGCUGGAGAAGGUCGAGAGGAGGCAGAAGGUGAAGGGUGGAGGGAGCGAGGAAGGGGAGAUGUCAUCAGGAGAAAGAGAAGGCGGCUUGAGGCAGCAGACCCCGAUAGGAUCAGGACUGAAUGUGGGAAAGGAUGUAUUGUCUCAUUCAGACCCAGUAGAAGGACUCAAUCAGAGCCUCGGCGGGCUGAAAGAGGAGGUCACUGGCCAGGAUGGAGCUUCAGUUAAACAUGAGCGUGCUGGAUCACGGCCUACACUGGGGUCUGUCGCUGUCCAAGUCCCAGAGGGAGGCCUCUCUGCUGUGGACCAGAGGCAGAUAGAUACUUUGUCUGUCACACAAGCCAAGGCCAAAUUGUCUCAUUGGGAUCAGGGCGGCCGCAGUGCAGACCACAGAACACUCCAGGAUCAAGCCUCUGCUCCUUUUCUAUCCAUCUCCCAGAGUGGGCGUUGCUCCCCCAGGCCUGACCCGAGCCUAGCUCAACCAGGGGAGUGGUUACCAGGGUUAGACGCCGCCCGAGGUGGGGUGUCCGGUCUGGAGAACCUGCAGGCAGAUGGCACCAGCUGCUCUGGUCCAGCGAGCAGCAGCACUGGCACAGACGCAUCCUGCUUCCGACCUGGUUUUGGCUCUGACGAAACCAGCAAUGAAGAUGACGAUAGCUCUUUCCCUUUCCUGGACCAGGAGCCUGAGAACCAGAACUCCAAUCAGAACUCAGUGCAGAGCCAGAGCCUGGGGCAGAGGGCGGCUCGGCAGCUUCAAACCCAAGCCCCCACUGGUGAAUCACCAUGGAGGCCCCGAGACGACAGGGGUGGGAGAGGCCCCAUCAACCACACACGGCGGGUCACAACAUUUGGCAACAGAGACCCUCUCCGACCGCAGUCCAAUUCACAGUCGCUUACGCUUCGACACACAAACACUCUCAGCCACCCUGCAGCUCCUGGCGGAGGGAACGGACGGCCUUACACCUGCCCAUACUGUACCAAGUGUUUUACCUACCCCUCCCACCAGCGCAGACACCUUUUACGCCACACAGGAGUCAGACUGCAUCCCUGUCAGUUUUGUGACAAGAGCUUCCUCACACCCUCUGAGCUUACUGUGCACACUCGCACACAUACGGGGGAGCGGCCUUUUGGCUGCGCUCAGUGUGGUAAACGUUUUGCCCGCAGCGGGAACUUGAGAGCCCACCAACGGGACGUUCACAUGGGGAAGAGGCCCUUUGCUUGCACAGAGUGCGGGAAGAGAUUUGCUCACAGGGGAAACCUGAGGGUACACAAUCACAGAGUCCAUCAAGGAGAUCCGUACUACAUGGAUGAUCAGCAGGAGCCUGAAAUGGGCCCUAAUCCCAUUUAAAAGUAACAGUUCUGCAAUUUAAUUAAACCCUUAAAGUUGUUUCAGGAUUGCUUGUUGGUUCUGACAUAAUUACUGAACCCUUGAAACAGUUUGAACGUUUUUGUUUGAUGUUUGUUUUUUCAGAUUUGAUGCCGUGCAACCAUAAAAUUAACCACCAUCAGAUUUUAUUAUUAAUGACGAACAUAGUCGAAGUUUAUUUUAGUGGAGUGGAAUUUUAUUUUCAAAUAUGAUUCACUGUCAGAAUUAUGGGUCACGCUAAAAGGAAAAGCUUUAUAUUUAACUGUAUUGUAAAUUAUUGGAUAUUAUCAACCAUUAAUAAGAAAUAUUGGCUAUUGUUGUAAAGAAUUUGUUUUAUUACCCAAUCUUCCAACAAUGUUCUUCCCUCCAUAUCAGUGAACAGUCACCGAUCAGAUCUGAGUACCUUUUCAUUACUUGAAGUAAAAGAACUACAAAGAACUAGACAUGUGGCAUGCAGAGGUAGGAUAGCACCUCUCUUCCUUCACAAUUGUGCUUAUACUGCCCAUUCAUCUCAAACUUUUAUUUCGACUGUAGUAAAUUGAAAAUGUGUAAAUGCAACAAGUAUAUAACCGUGUUGUUAAAGAAGAGCUGUGCUUUUAUUUUCCAUCCUGUUCAGUGAAAUUAAAUAAUAUACUCCAUGUAUAAA
This is a messenger RNA of Dicentrarchus labrax (European seabass), 2837 nucleotides long. Its product is annotated as zinc finger protein 408. The record is from RefSeq and is a predicted model, not a curated record. The transcript is spliced from 4 exons. The coding region runs from base 521 to 2173 and encodes 550 amino acids. Gene Ontology annotation, biological process: regulation of transcription by RNA polymerase II. Gene Ontology annotation, cellular component: nucleus. NCBI's taxonomy places the organism in Eukaryota, Metazoa, Chordata, Actinopteri, Moronidae. Gene Ontology annotation, molecular function: DNA-binding transcription activator activity, RNA polymerase II-specific; RNA polymerase II cis-regulatory region sequence-specific DNA binding.